Molecule: messenger RNA, 471 nt
Organism: Theileria annulata
Lineage: Eukaryota; Apicomplexa; Aconoidasida; Piroplasmida; Theileriidae
Product: mitochondrial import inner membrane translocase Tim17 subunit, putative
Exons: 2
Coding region: 1-471 (156 amino acids)
Biological process (GO): protein import into mitochondrial matrix
Cellular component (GO): mitochondrial inner membrane; TIM23 mitochondrial import inner membrane translocase complex
Molecular function (GO): transmembrane protein transporter activity
Source: RefSeq, a predicted model, not a curated record
AUGCAAGGUCGUGAUAUAUCUAGGCAGCCUUGUCCUGACAGGAUUGUUGAAGACAUGGGUGGAGCCUUCGGUAUGGGUUCCGUUGGUGGAUUUCUUUGGCAUUUUAUUGCUGGCGCCAAGAAUUCUCCCAGAGGUUUGAUUUUAAAAAAUGCUCUAUAUACUGCGAGUUCAAAAUCCCCUGUUCUCGGUGGUAAUUUUGCCAUUUGGGGAGGCACAUUUUCAACCUUCGACUGUACCUUCCAGGCUCUUCGUAAUAAGGAAGAUCAUUGGAAUGCUAUUUUCAGUGGCUUUGUCACUGGAGGUGUUCUAGCACUUAGGGGAGGAUUAAAAAAUGCCUCCAGAAAUGCCUUUAUUGGCGGCGUUCUUUUAAGUAUUAUUGAAACCGUUUCAAUUGUUGUAAAUAAACGUAUAGCAGUGACUCCUAGACAACACUUUCAACGACAAAUGGAAUAUGAGAAACAAUUAAAGUAA